AUGGUCUUCCACCCUACGAGUCCAGUACGAGUCUUUGCAGAAAAGGAAGUCAUUUUCCAUCAGAUCCAUACAACGCCAAAAGGAAGCGCCAUUUCCGACGAGGACGAGAACAAUAUGUCUCCAGCGGAUAUGUCGGGGUCCGUGUCGUCGGCGUCAGGCUGGCGCGGUCGCCUUAUGCCACGAAGACAGAGUCAAGACAAAAAAGCUCGUCCUAAGGAGAUUAGCCGAUGGUCGAAGACCACCACAGAGUCAGAACUGUCUGAAGCCGAGUUAGAACCAGUCUCGAAGAGGAGGAGCUUCCUCAAGAAGAAACAAAAUCCGAGAAAGAAUUCCAAAGAGGUGGACAACAAUAGUCCAACAGAUCCCUUUUACGACCCUGUCAUGAAGCAGCUCCAACCCUAUGGAGGAGACACGCCUCCCAUCAUCACUGCCAGUCGACCAGACGACACAGAGGAUCCUCAAACAUUUCUUGAUGACGCUUCAGACGAUGGGACUUUGGACAGCCCGACGAGCCCUGUCAUCCAGCGAGCCAGCAGUGUCCGAGUAAGCAGGCCCCAGGUCAUUCGGCACAGUAACAGCUCUGCCGCAUCAGUGCCAAAGCUAUGUCCCCCACAGAACACUCCUUUUUCAGUCCACGACACGUCAUCGUUGUCGAAGCCUCCACAAACUCUAGGUGAAGACCUAGGCAACCGUCUAACGCCCGCUGUGGAGGGGGAUGAAAAAGACAACUCCCCAGGCGGACCGAUCGACGCCCUGAGAGCACUGGAAGGCAACGACACCAAUGGAACCGACGGCGACAUCACUGCCUUACCGCAGAUCCCCGGCCAAAGCAGCCUCGAGCCCCGCGACUCGUUGAGAGAAACCAUUGUCUCAUGGCCCGACACCCCAUCUCGACUCGAAGCGCUCGACACUAUGCCCACACCGAUGGGCGGGUUCGGGUCCAUGCGCAUCCCUCGCGCUUCGAACGGCACCUUUUCCACAGACAGCUCAGCCACGUAUGUGUCCCCCUCGUCCAUUAUAAUUGAUGGCCUGCGUUCCAACCCUCCAACCGAGACGGACAAGAAGCUCUCCCGUGCCAUUUCCGCCCCGGUGCGCAAUUCACGGCGCGUGAUGAUCCGUCCCGCCGACUUGGUAAUCAACAAAGCCGGCCACGAUCACAAGCUGUUCAGGGAGAACAUCGUCAGCACACCCUAUCCGGUCAGGAAAAGCAGCCAUGUGGAGAUUGAUGGUAUACUUGCCGCCUCUGCUUCGCAAUCUCCACAAAAGGAGGGAAACAAAGGCAAGCGGACGUCGAAGCUCAGGCGCUCGAGGCCGCUUUCCCAUACUGCUGAAAGAUCCGAACCGGACGACGAGACAGCUGAUAUUGCGGAUCCCCUCGACACAACUUCUACAGGCUCCCCGAAUGAGAAAGCGCCGAGAAUCCCUUUUUCUACUAAACCUACACCCCUACAAAGCGCGACAGUAGCCAACACUGCCCAGUCCGACCGAUUCCCCUCGCCCUCUGCGCCGGAGAUCCUCUUCAUCGAGCUCGGACUUGCUCGUCACCCCUGCACGCGCGUGGCAGUAGAGAUCGAGGUGACGGACAAAGCGACCUUCGACGACGAACAACUCUCCACCGCCAUGCGAGAUCACUACAUCAACAGACUCAUAGGAAAAGCACGAUUGUGGUUCUGCGCCAGAACGAUCGAGGACGCGAGCCUGGACUGGGGAAGAGACCUAGACGAUUCCACAACCUGGGGCUCUACCUCUCCUAGGACGUCCGGACUCUGGCACACCCACCACAACGCAGGAUUCGUCCACGGCGGUGGCGCGAACCGCGAAUUCGAUCCCGCCGACUUCGUUCGCCAUCUCCGCACACCGCGCCUUGGCCGCCGGCGGAAGGUGUGGCUCCUCUGGCUCCGCAGCGCACAACAGCACGAAUACACCGCUGGGACGGGAUCAUGUCGAGGGCGUCGAUCCUAUCUCCCCAAACCAGCGCCCAUCAGCCACGGUUUCAGUAAUAGUACUAGCACCAACCACAGCCCGCAGGACGAAAAGUCCACAAGCCCAGUCUUCUCGUUCACGCACUCGCGCCAGAACAGCGCGGCGAACCAGCCGCAGCCGCAGCCGCAGCAUCUCCACAUCCACCUCGACCAGCAGGCAGACAAGUCGCCGACGCAGGAAUACCGCGGCGUGGUGUCCAAGCAGCCGAGCCUCUCCAUCGGUCGUAUGCCGUUCACAUCACCCCCCACGAAUCCUCAACCACAAACCCCGUCGUUCCCGACGUCGUUCAACCGCUCGAGAACCCUAGCCAUGUCGUCUUCCUAUUUCCACGGCCCGCUCCUCCCACCAUCAAUCUCGCUACACCACAGAUUCUCCAUCCCGGCUGUCGCGCUCUUCACUUGCCUCGUGCUCUUCCUCGCCUUCGUCACCACCGUCCUCUGGAUCCUCUUCGGCUACCCCGGCAGCAGUGCCACGCAGGGCAACGGCGUGACGACCAUUUCGGGCCAGGACUUCGAUGUUCCCUGGCGGAGGGACGCCCAGGCGCGCGUAGGUGUCGGAUUGGUCAUGGGCGUGAUGGUCUUGCUUGUGGGUGCCGUGCUUGAGGGCGGGUGGAUCUGGGCGAGUCGGGUGCUUGUGUAG
Molecule: messenger RNA, 2622 nt
Organism: Cladophialophora carrionii CBS 160.54
Lineage: Eukaryota; Fungi; Ascomycota; Eurotiomycetes; Chaetothyriales; Herpotrichiellaceae
Exons: 2
Coding region: 1-2622 (873 amino acids)
Source: RefSeq, a predicted model, not a curated record